AUGGCCCCAAUAAGUUUCAAAGAUAAGGUCGUCAUCAUCACCGGUGCCGGUGGUGGUUUGGGUAAAUAUUACUCGCUCGAAUUUGCCAAAAGAGGAGCCAAGGUUGUUGUCAAUGACCUUGGUGGUGCCUUGGAUGGCCAAGGUGGUAACUCCAAGGCUGCAGAUGUCGUUGUUGACGAGAUCAAGAAGAAUGGAGGAACUGCUGUUGCUGACUACAACAACGUUCUCGACGGUGAUAAAAUUGUUGAGACCGCUGUAAAGAAUUUCGGUACAGUGCACAUUGUCAUCAACAAUGCAGGUAUCUUGAGAGACGCCUCCAUCAAGAAGAUGACCGAGAAGGAUUUCAAAUUGGUUCUUGAUGUCCACUUGAACGGUGCUUAUGCCGUGACAAAGGCUGCUUGGCCAUAUUUCCAAAAGCAAAACUAUGGUAGAGUUGUCAAUACUUCGUCGCCAGCUGGCCUCUAUGGUAACUUUGGCCAAACCAAUUACUCGGCUGCUAAAUCAGGUUUGAUUGGUUUUGCCGAGACUUUGGCCAAGGAGGGUGCCAAGUACAAUAUCUUGGCCAACACAAUUGCUCCUUUGGCCAGAUCAAGAAUGACCGAGGAGAUUUUGCCACCACCAAUUUUGGAAAAAUUGGGUCCUGAAAAGGUUGCUCCCUUGGUGUUGUACUUGUCCAGUGACCAAGACUCAUUAACUGGUUUCACAUUUGAAGUUGCUGCUGGAUUCUAUGCCCAAAUCAGAUGGGAAAGAUCUGGAGGUAUCAUUGUUAAGCCAGAUGAAACUUUUACUGCUGAAUUGGUCGCCAAGAGAUUUAACGAGGUGCUUGACUUUGAUGACUCCAAGAAGCCUGAAUUGUUGAAGAAUCAGCAUCCAAACAUGUUGAACGACUAUACCUCAUUGACCAAGGCUGCAAGAGAAUUGCCAUCAAAUGAUCUUAGUGGCGCACCACAAGUGUCAUUAAAGGGUAAGGUUGUUUUGAUCACUGGUGCCGGUGCUGGUUUGGGUAAAGAGUAUGCUAAAUGGUUUGCCAAGUACGGUGCCAAGGUUGUUGUUAACGAUUUCAAAGAUGCCUCCAAGACUGUUGAAGAAAUCAAAGCCGCUGGCGGUGAAGCAACUGUUGAUCACCACAAUGUCGCUACUGAGGCAGAUGCCAUUAUCGAGACUGCGCUCAAGGCUUAUGGAACCAUUGAUGUAUUGGUCAACAAUGCAGGUAUCUUGAGAGACAGGUCUUUUGCCAAGAUGUCCAAGGCUGAAUGGGACCAAGUCCAAGCUGUUCAUUUGUUGGGUACCUUUAACUUGUGUCGUUUGGCAUUCCCAAUUAUGAGCGAGAAGAAGUAUGGUAGAAUCGUUAACAUUACCUCCACUUCAGGUAUCUACGGUAACUUUGGCCAAGCCAAUUACUCCUCAGCCAAGGCAGCCAUUUUGGGAUUGUCAAAGACUUUGGCCAUUGAAGGUGCAAGAAACAAUGUCAAGGUUAACAUUGUUGCACCACACGCUGAGACCGCUAUGACCUUGACCAUCUUUAGAGAAGAGGACAAGAACUUGUACCACGCAGACCAAGUUGCCCCAUUGUUGGUGUUUUUGGGAUCAGAGAAUGUUCCAGUUACUGGUGAGACAUUUGAAGCUGGUGGUGGUUGGAUUGGUAACACUAGAUGGCAGAGAGCCAAGGGUGCUGUAUCCAAGGAUGCACACACUGAAGUUGAGUUUAUUGCCGACCACUUGGAUGAAAUUGUUGACUUUGACAAGGACACUGAGAAUCCAAAAUCUACUACUGAAUCGUCUAUGGCUAUCUUGUCUGCCGUUGGUGGCGACGAUGAUGACGAAGAUGAAGAAGAAGAGGAUGAAGGUGACGAAGAGGAAGAGGAGGAAGAAGAAGAGGAGGAAGACGAUCCAGUAUGGAAGUUUGACGAUAGAGACGUUAUCUUGUACAACAUUGCUCUUGGUGCUACCACGAAGCAAUUGAAGUAUGUUUAUGAAAAUGACUCUGACUUCCAAGUCAUUCCAACAUUUGGUCACUUGAUUACCUUCAACUCUGGUAAGUCACAAAACUCAUUUGCCAAGUACUUGCGUAACUUUAACCCAAUGUUUUUGUUGCACGGUGAACACUACAUAAAGGUGCACCAAUGGCCACCACCAACCGAGGGUGAACUCAAGACGUCAUUCCAACCAUUGCAAACUACCCAAAAGGGUACCAAUGUGGUGAUUGUUCACGGAUCUCAAUCUGUUGACAAUAAGACCGGACAACCAGUCUACUCUAAUGAAGCUACUUAUUUCAUCAGAAACUGUCAAGCCGACAACAAGACUUAUGGUGACAGAAGAGCAUUUGCUACAAACCCAUGGCCUGCACCAAAGAGAGAGCCAGAUUACCAAGUUGAUGUUCCUGUCUCUGAAGACUUGGCUGCCUUGUACAGAUUGUCAGGUGACAGAAACCCAUUGCACAUUGACCCCAACUUUGCCAAGGGUGCCAAAUUCCCCAAACCAAUUUUGCACGGUAUGUGUACCUACGGUUUGAGUGCCAAGGCUUUGAUUGACAAAUUCGGUAUGUUUGAUGAGAUCAAGGCUAGAUUCACUGGUGUUGUUUACCCAGGCGAAACAUUGAGAGUUUUGGCAUGGAAAGAAGGUGACAAUGUUAUUUUCCAAACCCAUGUUAUCGAAAGAGGCACGAUUGCUAUUAACAAUGCCGCAAUCAAGUUGAUUGGUGACAAACCAAACUUGUAA
Messenger RNA from Lodderomyces elongisporus, 2718 nucleotides. RefSeq names its product bifunctional hydroxyacyl-CoA dehydrogenase/enoyl-CoA hydratase (gene FOX2). Gene Ontology annotation, molecular function: oxidoreductase activity. The record is from RefSeq and is a predicted model, not a curated record. Lineage: Eukaryota; Fungi; Ascomycota; Pichiomycetes; Serinales; Debaryomycetaceae. The transcript has a single exon. The coding region runs from base 1 to 2718 and encodes 905 amino acids.